AUGAUGUAUCCUUCCAAAGAUGACUUUCCGAAAUAUAUGUACUCAGCAGCGUCAUCACCACUUUCAUCGUCAUCUGCAUCAUCUUCAUCAUCACUCUCGCUGUCCGCAGCGGUUUCGAGAGCGUCCUACAGCCAGGAUAAUCCCGUGGAUCCCGGUAGUGGCGGAGGCUUGUUCUUCAAUGGCAGCGGCUCGGCGCUGGCAUCGGCGGCGGCUAAGGCGGCCUCAGCGGCUGCGACCGGAUCUUCCGCGACGACGACCAUCUUCGGCGUCGAUUCGAGCGGUUUUGGUCGGGCGGUCGGUGGUGGGCCCGGUGAUCCGACCGGUGAUCACAUGAUUUACCGGGGGUAUAGCACCGGGCUGCCAUCGCUGAGCCCGCUGGACAUGGCUGCCACAGAGAGUAUUCUAGACGAAGAUAUCGCGGCCAACGUCAGCGGCUGGGUGGACGUAUUGCUGACGGUUUUGAAGGCAUCGAUCAUGAUGUUCAUCAUCGUGGCUGCCAUUUUCGGCAACCUACUCGUCAUUAUAUCGGUUAAGCGACAUAGAAAAUUAAGGGUUAUAACAAAUUACUUUGUGGUAUCGCUUGCCAUGGCUGACAUCAUGGUGGCGAUGAUGGCCAUGACAUUUAAUUUCAGUGUACAAAUUUCGGGAAGUUGGAAGUUUGGAUCCUUCAUGUGUGACGUGUGGAAUAGCUUGGAUGUGUACUUUUCGACCGCCAGUAUACUGCAUCUGUGCUGUAUAUCAGUGGAUAGGUAUUAUGCAAUAGUGAAACCACUUAAGUAUCCAAUAAGCAUGACAAAACGAGUCGUAGCCAUAAUGUUACUCAAUACCUGGAUAUCACCAGCAUUGUUGUCAUUCGUACCAAUCUUUGCCGGUUGGUACACCACGGAUAAGCACAAGGAGGACGUACUGAACAAUCCGAACAACUGUUUGUUCAUCGUGAACAAACCGUACGCCGUCAUCUCGAGCUCCAUCUCGUUCUUCAUACCCUGCACCAUCAUGGUGUUCACCUACUUCCAGAUAUUCCGCGAGGCCAACCGGCAGGAGAAGCAGCUAGCACUGCGCCAGGGGACGGCUAUGCUGAUGCACCAGCACAACACCGGCGGUGGUGGUGGCGGUGGCGGUGGCGGAGGCAGUGGCAGUGGUGGUGGAGGUGGAACCAACGGAGAAGCUCUCAGCGGUUCCGGAUCGUCCAAAACGCUCACCAUGCACGAAGUGGAUGCCGAGCAGACGCCCACCAAGGAUCGACAUCUGAUCAAAAUGAAACGAGAACAUAAGGCUGCACGUACGCUCGGGAUCAUCAUGGGGACGUUUAUACUCUGUUGGCUCCCGUUUUUUCUAUGGUACAUCAUUACGUCGCUCUGCGACUCCUGUCCCAAUCCAGAUAUUGUGGUCGUUCUGGUUUUCUGGGUCGGCUACUUCAACUCGACGUUGAACCCGCUCAUCUACGCCUACUUCAACCGAGAUUUCCGGGAAGCGUUCAGGAACACGCUGGAUUGCAUGUUCUGCGCCUGGUGGCGACGGGAAACGUCCCCACUGGACAUAAACGUGCGACGAUCAAGUUUGAGGUACGACUGCCGGGCAAAAAGUGUGUACUCGGAAAGCUAUCUCAGGCCGUCGCAAAAUGAUCGCUUCAACAGCGAAGUUGGCGAAAGUCUAUAA
Messenger RNA from Sabethes cyaneus, 1659 nucleotides. Its product is annotated as octopamine receptor beta-2R-like. Lineage: Eukaryota; Metazoa; Arthropoda; Insecta; Diptera; Culicidae. Gene Ontology annotation, biological process: adenylate cyclase-activating adrenergic receptor signaling pathway. Gene Ontology annotation, cellular component: membrane. Gene Ontology annotation, molecular function: octopamine receptor activity. The coding region runs from base 1 to 1659 and encodes 552 amino acids. The transcript has 6 exons. The record is from RefSeq and is a predicted model, not a curated record.